Messenger RNA from Sarcophilus harrisii (Tasmanian devil), 1626 nucleotides. RefSeq names its product proline and serine rich coiled-coil 1 (gene PSRC1). Gene Ontology annotation, molecular function: microtubule binding. NCBI's taxonomy places the organism in Eukaryota, Metazoa, Chordata, Mammalia, Dasyuromorphia, Dasyuridae. Bases 690 to 1517 code for a protein of 275 amino acids. Gene Ontology annotation, cellular component: spindle pole; microtubule cytoskeleton; spindle microtubule. The transcript has 8 exons. Gene Ontology annotation, biological process: mitotic metaphase chromosome alignment. The record is from RefSeq and is a predicted model, not a curated record.
GGACAGAGUGGGGCGCGCAAGAUCGAGCGUGCGAGGCCUGAGGCAGCAGUUCUGGCUCAAGCUGACUCUUUUCCUGCUGGCUACAAUAUGGAGAAUUUGGAGGAAGACAUAAUGUUUAUUGUGGAUGAGACAUUGGAUUUCAGUGUGCCAUCACCUUCGGACAGACAAUGAAUAAAACAACAGACACAGCCUUGCUUUGUUAGCAUUUGCCAGUUUCUGAGGUGUAAAUACUCACGUUGAAAAUUGAACAGUCGUCCUGGAGCCUAAAUAAGCUGCUCCAGCAUAUCCCUGUCGGCACUCCGAGUAGCAUCUAAACACUAACCUUGUAGCCAGUGUGAAAGUUAGAACUUUGAGUGGAUGAAAAAUAAAUUGUUAAGCUCUUAGUGUGUGCUACACACUAUGGUAAGCACUGAGGAUAGAAAUAUUUAGCCACACUCUCUGCCCUCAAAGAACUUCUGUAUUAAUAGAAUGGAGCCCCUAGAGUGGAGACUGACUGGGUUCAGCCGGCAGACCUGUCGCUUGCUCCCUAGUCCUGUCCCCUCCCGCCCCCCUCUUUUCCCCGGGCGGGAAUCUUGCCUGGAUCUGGAACAUCUAGGUUUGCUCUCUGACUCAGCCGAGAGGAGGAAGAGGCUGCGGAGCCGGUGAUUCCUGAGCGGCCACCUAGACGGGGUCUGGCCCACCGGAGUGACAUGAAUACAGUGGCCGAAGAGCCCCAGGGCUUAAGGCUAAGCCUAGGCCCUCUCAGCCCCGAGAAGUUGGAGGAAAUUCUGGCUGAAGCCAACCGUCUGGCAGCCCGACUGGAGCAGUGUGCCCUGCAGGAGAGGGACACUCCUGGUGAUGGCAAGGGGAGGCGGGUGAAGGCCAGUCCCCGACGGGAGACGUUCGUGGUAAAGAAUAGCCCUGUCCGAGCCCUGCUGCCCACCGUGAGCUCUUCCGUCCGGGGGGCCUCUUCUCCGGGAGGCCUGAGCCCCCGACUCCGGAGCAGUGAGAAGAAGGCGUCGGGCAAGGCUCUUCGAGCUGCACCUGGGAAGAAGCCUUCUAGCACAAAGAAAGAGGUGCCCACUGGCAGUGUGCUCCCCUCCACAAGAAGUCAGUCUUCUCCCCUCAGCCGGAUCACCCCUCCAGCCCGGGGGAAAGUGGGACCCAGCGGCAGAGCACCUGUUGCCGGCUCAGCUUCCACCACACGGCCAGGCCUCGCCCUACAGCUUCCCCCAAGCACCCUUCAGCGGCCAGCCCGGACACAGGGCCCGGCCAGCAGGCCCAGCAAGCUGCCCACACCUACUGCCAUCCCCAAACCCGCCAGCCAGGCCCUGCUCUCCAGCCGGAGUCCCCUGUCUGGGAAAGGCAGUCUGCCCCCAGAGUCCGCUCCACCUCGGAAAGGGCCAUUAAGGCCCAGCGCAGCAGGACACCGAGUUUCUGCUCCCCAGAAAUCAAGCCUUCCGGUCUCUGCUGCCUCCCGAAACCAUCUGCAGUUCCCCAAGAAGGUGACGACGUCUGGACUCGCUAGAGGGACUUAAGGAUCCAGAACUCAGCUGUGGGGACAGAUGCAGCAGGACUGUUGUCCCCUCAAUGGGGGGACACCGACCGAGGAGACACCAGCAAUUCAAGGAGCUCCUUGUUCUGUCU